Messenger RNA from Limanda limanda (common dab), 2299 nucleotides. RefSeq names its product CD34 molecule (gene cd34). The record is from RefSeq and is a predicted model, not a curated record. Lineage: Eukaryota; Metazoa; Chordata; Actinopteri; Pleuronectiformes; Pleuronectidae. Gene Ontology annotation, cellular component: membrane. Gene Ontology annotation, biological process: cell adhesion. The coding region runs from base 105 to 1178 and encodes 357 amino acids. The transcript is spliced from 8 exons.
UCACAGGAAACUCCCAACCAACUCCCCCCCCUCCCACUCUCUCACUCACUCACCCGUUACUCACCAACACUCCUUUGCUCUCGCACACCUUCCCACCAGAGAGGAUGGCUGCGUCCAUGUGGAGAAUGACCCGGCUGUGGAGGAGGAUGGCGGGGGUCCUGGUGGUCUGCGCUCUGCUGCUCAGCAAUGAGGUGAUAUGUCAAGAUGACUCAACAAUAGCACCCGAGGUCACGUCUGCAGCCGACUCCACCGCCGGCGCCAACGCUGCCACCGAUGCUGCCGCGACCGAUGCUGCUGCGACCGAUGCUGCCGCUCCAGAUGCUGCCACUCCAGAUGCUGCCGCUCCAGAUGCUGCCGCUCCAGAUGCUGCCGCUCCAGACGCCUCCGCUGCCCCGACUGCAGGAGGUCAAGACCCUGCAGCCUCUGUGGUUCCUGCAGAUAACCCAUUCCCAGCAACUAUUAUAACCAUUCCAAUUAUUCCAGACAAGAUGGAUGGGGACGCCUCAGGGACGACCGUGGCCCCCCCCGGCAGCAACAACCGGAUAGAUGCAGCCGCUGGUGUCUCUAGUGGCGUUAAGUUGAUGGUGCCUGAGGUGAAGUGCGUUGGAAAAGAUGACAUCACACCGAGCAACGCCGUCAGGGCCGUGGUAGUGACGAUAAAUUGCGAGGCAUCCAAAGGUAUUAUUCGGGAGAACCCUGCAGGCUGGUGCGAGGCCGAACCCUGCAAUCUAGAAAUCUUCCAAGACGACAGCAUCAUGCUGGUGACCAGUAAAGAUGCUAAGCCGGGAACAUUGGCUGAAGCUCUCCAGAGUGAAAGUCUGAAAGAAAAUCUGGGUGUGACAGGCAUUGAGACCCCAUCAUCAUCAUCGUCAGGCUCCUCCGUGUUCGUCGGGGUUCUGGUCACCGGUCUGCUCUCUGCCAUCGCCAUCACUGUCGGUUACUUGAAAUGCCCACGCAGGGCCGACCCCAAGGGAGUGAGGCUGGCGGAGGAGGCCUAUCCCGUGGAUCAGGAGAACCAGGGGAACACCCUUGUGUCUGUGGCCCCCCUCAACCCCCCUCCAGAAACUCAGGAGAAACCCAGCGAGAACGGAGAGACCCCCGAGGCCCCCAAGACCGAGCCCGCUCCCCCUCCCACCAACGGCCACUCCACCGCCAAGACGGCCGACACCGAGCUGUGAAGUGGACGACCGACGAAUGGCAGCCCAGGAACCACCCCAACCCCCCCCCCUCAACAAACACAAAUCCCCAUCAACACAUGAACACCUCCUUUUUUUGGGGAGAACAGCAGCUCAGGGUUGUGUAGUCUCGCGUUAAUCAACACUGGUUCCCACGACGACUGCAACUUCUGGAGUCACAUUCACGUGCUGUCGACACCCAGCAGGGGGUCUCGUGCUCGUCGUCAGCUUCCAAGCUUCAACCAAAACCCUCGAUUAGGAAAAACAGAAUGAGCUCGCGAAUGAAAUUGUUCCUCGGUUUAGUGAAAAGCCUCGACAGACGGACAGAUUGACAGGAAACAAAACCACGGUGCCUUGAAAGCUUCUCAGAGAGAAACCCCAUCGGGCUCUCGUCCUGUUCGUCUGUUUGAGUUAAUGAUGUGUGCGAAUGUGUGCGUGUGGCAAAUCCUGCACGUGUGUGUGGGUCAACAUGUACUUGCAUCUGUACUGUAAAUAUCUAAACAUGGAUCUACACAGCUUUUCUCUUCUGCUCACUGUAUGAACUGUGUGCAUGACUGAUGUGGAGCGACUUGAAUGUUUACAAUUUUUGUAAAAUAAGUGGAGUGACGGCUCACCGAGUUUUAAUGAAUUCACCAAUCUGCUACUGCAAAGUGAAGCGAGAUCACAAAGUUAACGCGAAGCUCAUCCAUUGUCAGUGUUAUUCUCUUUUUAAAUAUCCUGUAUAAGCUCUUUUUACUCUCAGUAUACUCUUGAUCAGUGUGUAUAGAAUGGUGACUCUGUCUGGUUUGUAUUCUGUGUACGUUUCAUUAUCAUGUGCCCAAAGAAUUUUUCAUUUCAUAGCUUGUGUUGUACUAUAACAUUGGACUCUGUGGCACCUUCACCAUGUUCGAUCCGGGUCAAACACAAAGAUGCUCAGGUGCUACGACGGCGAGAAACAAGCAUCUUGUGGCUGAAGUCAGAUUGUUUUUCUUUCCUCUGCCUUAUAAACUCAGACAAACCAGGGAGGAAAGCACCAAAGGAAAAAUGUCAUUUUUGCUUUUCAUUGCUAACAUUCCAGUGUGAUUAUGUCAUUGUUCUUCGCACCCUGCGGUUUAAAUUUGAUUUAACAUGAAAAAAAAUAAAGA